CAGCGAAUGAUUACAAGUCAGUUCAGUGCAUUACAUUGAUCAAACAACAUUACUAAAAAUGGCAUUCAAAUUCUUCUCAUUCUUUGCCCUUCUCGCCGUUGCCAACUGUGGAGUAGUUCCAGUAGCUUAUGAACAACCAGCUUACACAACAUACUCUCAUGCUGCCCCAGUUGUUCAUCAUGCCCCAAUUGUUCAUGCUCCAGUCGUAGCUCAACCAGCUUAUAUCAAACAAGCAUAUGUUGCCCCACAAGUCAUCACAAAGAUCGCUCAACCAGUCGUUCACAAAGUUGCUGAAGACUACGACCACAAUCCACAAUACUCAUUCGCUUAUGAUGUCCAAGACAGUUUGACCGGAGAUAGCAAGUCACAACACGAAUCAAGAAACGGAGAUGUUGUUGAAGGACACUACUCACUCGUUGACUCAGACGGAUUCAAGCGUACAGUUCACUACAAAGCUGACCCAGUCAAUGGAUUCAACGCUCAAGUCGAAAGAGAACCACUUGCUCACAAAACAGUUGUUGCUCAACCAACCAUCGUCAAGACUGUACAACCAGCACUCGUCAAGACUGUUCACUCAGCUCCAGUCAUUGCCCACCACGCUCCAGUCGUCCAUGCUGCUCCAGCUUACUACCACCACUAAGAGUCCUAACCUGAGUUCGAUUCACCACGAAUAAUUCCAAUGCUCAAAAGUGAUACACAGAAUCCUUUACAACUUGUACAUAUCCAUUUUAAAUUCGAGAUUCUUGUGAUUCGGUAAUUUAGUUUAUUGGUGGUGAAUGUUAAG
Messenger RNA from Chironomus riparius, 784 nucleotides. The record is from the annotation of a GenBank genome assembly. NCBI's taxonomy places the organism in Eukaryota, Metazoa, Arthropoda, Insecta, Diptera, Chironomidae.